GAGCAGUUUUUUACUUCAUGGAGAGAACAACACAUUGGUUCCUUUGGCAAAUAUUUGUUUUGGCCUGAUUUAAGGAAGGACUUGACGGGAAAGAGGAAAAAUGAAGAUAAUUACAGCGGAUCUGAAAACAAUACAACGCAACAUGUUAUCAUCAUGACUAAGACAGAGGCAAUGAAAGAUAGUGGUAAACAUAGCAUUUUGGCUUCAGAUAAAACAGCCAGUGACAGUAUACACGAUACGGAAGAGUUUCGUGAGCUGGAACAAAUGUUAAAGUGCAAGGUGUGUCUUGAUGCAGAUUUAUGCACAGUUUUCUUACCGUGCCGCCAUAUGGCUGUCUGUGAGCGUUGUGCAGAUGUCCUUGAGCAUUGUCCAGUAUGUCGGGCAACUAUCGAAAAUUCUAUUGAACUAAAUUUUGAGUAGUUAUUUUCUGAAAAGUUUUUUAUAUCUGAACUGCGUAUUGUUACAAUACUUGGGACAACACAUUAAAGAAGAUGUUAUUGAACUUAAAAAUGAUCUUUAUUGGCUCUAGACACUCAAAGCCAAAUGUGUGAUUUUUGCUAAAAUCAGCAAUAACUUUAUGUUUGUUGAUUUGAUUUAUACUUGAGAAAAACAUUACUUAUUGAAAAAAUACGAUUUACUCGGAGAAUUAAAUCACGCAAUUCUCAUGGUGUCGUUUCCUUUGUUAUUGCCAUCCUCACACUUUAAAAGUGGUCAUACUUUUUUUAAUUUUUCAAUGGAUUAUCUUCAUUCUUAGACACAAGACGCUCUAGUAGAUUGAUCAUGACUUUUAUUCAUAAAUGAUCUUGACCUUUCAAAAAUCUCUUUUAUUAAAAAUUUUGCUUUGCGGUUAUAGCUUUGUUUACUACAUGUAUGAACGGAUUGUCUUCAUACUCUAAACAUUCAUGUGGACAAACCUUAAAGUAACCUAAACUGACAGUAAACUUAAAUUAUCUAUGACAUUGACCUUGAAGAUCAAACCAAACUUGACCUUGGCUAAUGAAUAACAUGAAUUCGAAGGUUAAAUAAUUGUUAUUCAUUUUUUUUGCUGAAUAUUUAAAAGAAUAGCCUUGAACUUUGAAUGUUAUUGCCUAUCAUUGUCAACUUAUAUUUUUGGUUAUUCAUAUAGAUCUAUACAAAUAUGGUUCAUACUUGGACAGAAAUAUACUCCUGACCAAACCGACAAUUUUAAUUAUUCAAAUAUGACUUUGUCCAUCAAUUGAACUUUGCUUAAAUCAUUACUUAGGACUUAUGAUAAAACCGACUUGUUAAAUUAUUGAAAUAUUGCGUCGGCCCUUAAAUGGUCUUGACCAUCAAAUUCAAUGUUUUACAUAAAUUGACAUAAAAUUGUUAUUUACUUAAAAACGUUUUCAGUAGUUUCUUUUGUGCACAUUUAAAUACACGUCCAUGAAAGAUAAUCACGGAUAAUUACUCGCCAAAAAGAAGGCAGUUGAAUACUACUCUGAUAACUGUUUGAAUUUCGGCUAUAAAAAGGCAAGAUUUUAGCAUGUUAUCAUUCAAGCCCCUUGUCCGAUAUAUACCGGAAUAUGGUAUUUAGUGUGGUGCUCCAUUCCUUUUUUAGUCUCACUCCUAUUUAUCACAGUUAUCGUGCCACUUUUGCAACUCCGCAAAAACUGUACAAACAAAUAAUGAUUUAUUAAUACAGAAUAAAUAGUUCUUUAUGUUCAUGAGGGUCGAUUAGAUAACAUCAGAUAAACGAUAUCUCCUAGCGUUAGUAUGACAACAUUGAUGAUGAUUCUACGCAUGUUACCCCGCCCACUUGUGGAAGUGACGAAAGUGCGUCGCCACUUGAUUACUAGCAGACAAGUGGGCAAAGAGGUUUGAAAUGAUAUAUCUAAAAAAUGUUGAAUAAAAAAUGAUCAAAUUUUCUUUUUUUUCUCAAUACUUGUUUACUGUUCUCGUAUGUUAGUCGAAUGAAGAAAUAAUAUGGCCUUAUACAACUUCUUUUAAAAACAUGAUUAGUAUAACAUCAAAAGAAAUAGAAAUUUAUGUUUUGAUGUAUAUAUUCAAGUCAUAUAUAACAAUGCAUUUGGUAUAAAACUGGUAUUUCUUAAGAAAUAGUUGUUAUUUUGACAGUUGGCUUAUGCGGUUACCAUGGAAACUGCCCGUUUACAAAAAAAACUAACACGUCAAUAUAUAUUUUUAUUUCUAUUUUUGAUUUCACUAUAAAAUUUUCUUGAUAUAUGAAAAAUGUAAAAAAUUCUGUGAAAGAAAUUUUCCAUAUCUUAUAAUUAUUAACAGGACUCGUGUUUAAUUUUUCAUUUUGUGCUCAGUUAAACAGCAUGAAAACCUCAUUUUUUAAAGAAAUAUGUUCAGAUUAUAGUUUGUUUCAUACGGAAUCCUUAGAUAAAGCAAGUUUUGUUUAACAUUAUGCUUGUUGUGUGUUUAUUAAGCUGUCUUAUACAUUUGAUAAAACACAGUCUGGCUUUUUUGACAGUUUUGAGAUAUACGGUUAACAUGGAAACUGCCUGCAAUUUUACAAAAAAAAUAAAACAUCCAAUAUAUUUUUCUUUUCAUUUCUGAAUUCGUCAUUACUUUUUACUCAUUAUAUAAAAAAAUACAAAAACCUAUGAAAGAAUUUUUUAUAUCUUUAAUUACUUACAGAAUUCAUGUUUAUUGUUAAGUUAAGAAGCAUGAAAAACUUUUUAAAGAAAUACAUGUAUGUUCAGAUUAUCGUUUUCUAUACAGAUCACUUAGAUAAAGCUAGUUUUGUAUAAAAAUAAUGCUUGCUGUCUUAUA
Messenger RNA from Ruditapes philippinarum (Manila clam), 2757 nucleotides. RefSeq lists its product as uncharacterized. NCBI's taxonomy places the organism in Eukaryota, Metazoa, Mollusca, Bivalvia, Venerida, Veneridae. Gene Ontology annotation, biological process: regulation of apoptotic process. The record is from RefSeq and is a predicted model, not a curated record.